Messenger RNA from Cyanidioschyzon merolae strain 10D, 819 nucleotides. RefSeq lists its product as hypothetical. Lineage: Eukaryota; Rhodophyta; Bangiophyceae; Cyanidiales; Cyanidiaceae. The transcript has a single exon. Bases 1 to 819 code for a protein of 272 amino acids. Gene Ontology annotation, cellular component: membrane. The record is from RefSeq and is a predicted model, not a curated record.
AUGGGGUCCAAAAGCGCUUCAGUUGAUAUCGAGAGCGGCAACUACAACACGUACGAGUACAGUGUGAAGCGCAGUGCUUCACGGGCGCUCGGACACGCUGACCUCGAGGAAUAUGACGUCGGGGUGACCGUUGCAGCUUGCAUGGAGCGCAUCCGCUUGGACUUUCUGCGAAAGGUGUAUACAGUGCUCGCAGCCCAGCUCGGGUUUACUGCGGUGCUCUCGGGCGCGUUCAUGAUCAGUGGGAGCCUCAAUCAAUGGGUAAUUUCUGCAUCUUCCUGGCUGAUUUGGGUGUGCUUCUUGGGCACACUGGGGGCGCUGGUGGGUCUGUUCUGGGCUCGCUCGCGGCCAAAGUGGAGUCUCCCAGCGCUGAGCGUCUUCACGUUCUUCGAGGCUCUGUCAGUUGCGAUGAUCUGCGCUAUAUACGCCGCUUCAGGGUUUGGUUUCAUCGUCUUUGAGGCUUGUUUCUUGACAGCGCUUGUUUUUGGCGGACUGACGAUUUACUGUUGGCGCUCGCAGCGCGACUUCAGCUUCCUCGGAGGGUUCCUAGGCGCAGCACUGCUCGUCGUGUUGGGGGCAGCAGUCCUGAAUGCGGUACUGGGAUGGAUGGGGCAUUUUUCGACAACGUUCUCCUUCGUCCUGAGCGUGGUGUCCGCACUCGUUUUCUGUGGCUAUAUUCUCUUCGACACCAGUCUGAUCAUUCAUCACCUUGGCCCGGACGAUUGGUCGAUUGCCUGCGUCUCUCUCUAUCUUGAUGUGUUGAACCUGUUUUUGAAUCUGCUGCAGAUUUUAACACGUAUCCAAGCAAGCAGCGACAAUUAG